Messenger RNA from Elephantulus edwardii (Cape elephant shrew), 3867 nucleotides. It is a transcript of the gene PCARE, whose product is annotated as chromosome unknown open reading frame, human C2orf71. Gene Ontology annotation, cellular component: photoreceptor inner segment; photoreceptor outer segment. NCBI's taxonomy places the organism in Eukaryota, Metazoa, Chordata, Mammalia, Macroscelidea, Macroscelididae. Gene Ontology annotation, biological process: photoreceptor cell outer segment organization; protein localization to photoreceptor outer segment. The transcript is spliced from 2 exons. The coding region runs from base 1 to 3867 and encodes 1288 amino acids. The record is from RefSeq and is a predicted model, not a curated record.
AUGGGGUGCACACCUUCCCACAGUGACAUUGUGAACAGCGUUGCAAAGAGUGGCAUUCAGUUUUUUAAAAAGCCCAAGGCAAUUUUGCCAGGGCGUCAGGUGGGCAAUGGCAGAGGCUCUAUCCCUUUACUGCUUCAAAGCUCCACCUACUAUGAUUCUGGUGGCGGCCAGUCCCAGGGACGGAGGCCGGCUGAGGAGCAGGCAGGUUCCGGGUGGAAUCCAAGCACAACAGAAGGUCUUUGUCAGCUUAUGGGAGAGCCAGCUUCAGGCAAAAGGAAGGACGUGGAAGGAUUGAUCCUAGAAGCCAGAACCUCCCCAUCCCAAAAGACCAAAUCACAGGGCCAUAUGUUUAUGACACAGAACUCUCAUGGGCCACAAGGCUCAACUUUUUCUGGGGAAGAAAAUGAGAACAGUGAAGCCCAGGAGACCUCUGCAUCCCACAGACUGGAGAAACAGGGAGAUGGCAGCCAAACAGUCCUUCCUCCUCACGGGCCUGCAGACAAGGUGGACUUUCCCGAGCCCCUGGUGAAGGCCCACCAUCACGCUUACACCUACCUGCACUCGAGCCUCUCCAAAUACGAAGCAAUCCUGUCUGUCAUGCAUCAGGCCACCCAGACACAGGAGCUGCUGCAGCCCAUGGUCAGCUUCCUGCUGCUGUGCUUUGAUGAGGCGAACCAGCUCUUGAGGGAGAUGUCCAAGGAGGGAGACGCACUCCUCCAGGAUGUGAGGGCAGAUCUGGUUUGGCCGUUGAAGGGAGGAAAGCCCCGGGAGCAGCCAGACCUCCUGCAGCAGCUCUUGCAGUACACAGUCAGCAAGCUGCAGGCACUCCACAGUACGGUGGCCUUGCUCGCCUCCAGCCUCCUGGAUGGCUCUGGCGGCUACUUCCGCUCCACCACAGGCCACUUGGAAAAGAAGCUGAGCAUCACGAGGGAUGUGGACGAGCAUCUCUUGAGGGUCCUGGGGCAACUAGAGAGCUUGGUGAGUGGCCACAGGGACCCAGGAGUGCAAGGUCUCCCCUUGUGCUCGGAGGAUAGCGGCAUUGGUGUUGACAAUGAGUCCAUGCCGUCCCUGGACAAGCUGGGCAAGCAAGCCAGCUGGGACUGUGUGCUGGAGCCCAUAGAACAGAAGUCAGAAAUUUCAGUCCAAGGGGAAGCCAGUCCAGGGGGGCAUGCCUGGCAGCAGAGUCCCUUCUGGAUGGGCUCAGACAGACCCCAAGAGUGUCCACUUUCACGGCUUCCCACGGCAAAAAUUCAGCCCACACCGAGUGGAGCAUGGAGCCAAUGUCCUUCCAGUACAGGCCCAGCCAGGGUUCCCUCCAGGCCUUUGGGGCCAGGUGAAAGCAUCCCGUGUGAUGCCCAUGGAUUUGGGGUCCCUGGAGAAGCACACAUGUCUAAAGGCUCCAGGUUGGUCGUCUCUCCAUCCCUCAGUGAAGAUGAGGCCGGUAGCGAGGAGGAGGAGGAUGAGAAGGAGGAGGAAGAAGAUGAAGUUAGCAGCAUGAGCCCAUGUGUGUGGCAGAACACAGCUCUACUUUCAAGGCCUCAGUCUUCACCGGCUGGCCGGAAAAGUGCAUUUCAACCUUAUUCCAGGAGACUGAGGAGCCUCCAGGCUCAGGAAAUGAUCCUGAAGAUGAAGGAAGCCAUCAGUGAAAGGAUCAAAUUUGUUCCUAUGCCUUCUGGGCCCCAGGACUGGACUGAGGAAGAGGACAGGAGGGUGACGGUCCCACCGAGACCCAGCACUGUCAGUGGCAGCAGGAGGCCUCUGGUGAGGCAGAGGAGGUCACAGUCAGAGCCAAGUCUUCAGAACCACAUGGAAGACCCCACUCUCCAGGAGCUGCAGAGGGUCCAGAGGGACCUCACUCAGAGGCUGGAGGCGUUCUACACCCUGGGCCCCCAGCACCAGCAGCACAGCCGGGAGCAGAUGCUGAAGUCCAGGCCAGCAGCUUUGUGGUCCAAUGACUGCCGGCUGACGCCAAGCAAUACUACCAACAAGCUGAAGGCGUCCCUCACCAAGAACUUCAGCAUUUUGCCUAGCCAGGACAAAAGUAUCUUGCAGAAGUGCAGUCCCCACCCUGAGGAUGAGCAGGCCAGGCAGGGGACCAUUACACAGCACCCCAACUCUGUCUUCUCAGAUGAGAAGACAAGUGAGUCUCCCAGGGCUGAGGACUGCAAUAUGGGGGGCCGGCCCACCAGAACGUCAGUCAAGAAGUUGAUUGAAACCUUCAGUCCAACUGACAGUGUGAGGACAGUGGGGGAUCCCAAAGACUGUGAGUCAAGCCCUCGCCUCAGGAAGUGGGGUGUCCCUAUCAUCCCUCCCAGGUUCCCCAUUUACAGGGGGCUUGCACCUUUGUACCCGAAGCCCCGCAUUUCCCCAGCAGCAGGCUGGAGGCCUUUCGCACCUAUCUUCCCUCCUCUGCUUCCAGCAGAGAACACCAAGGGUGAGGACAGCAGUGGUGAGUGGGAGGAAGACCCAGCUAGUUUCCCACCACCACCUCCAGAAAUCCUGAUGGACCAGUCAUUUGCUUCUCUGGAGCCCCCAGGAAACGGUGAGCUGGCAGAGGACUCGGCUAAAGGGACCACCAUGCCAGAGCUGGAAGGGGUUGGCACUGCCAGGAGAACAUGGGCUUCCCCAAAGCUCAGAGCCUCCGUGAGCCCCAUUGACCUGCUGCCCAGCAAGGCCACGGCCAGCCCCACCAGGUCUCGCAGCUCAGGGCCAAGGAGCAAUCCCAGAAGGCUGCCCUUGGACUUGAGCCACGCAGCAGCCACCAGCCAACACGUAAAGGUCGAGGGUCGGCCUCAGAGUCAGGCACCAGCAGAGAAGGCCACCAGCCUCUGCAGGCCUUCCCGGAAGGCAGUGCCCUGGCAGCACUCCAGCCACACCUCUGGGCAAAACAGGACCUCGGAACCCAGCCCAGCCAAGCCACCAAGGGGGCUGCGUUCUCCUGAGGCCUCAAGGCAAGGCCAAGAGAGGAGGCCCCCGGUGGUAAGGAAAACUUCACCUACAAGGGUGCACUGGUCACCUCAAACUGAGAAGAGACUCCCGAACCUGUCCUCCUCCCACAGGCCUGCUGAACUAAACCUCCCCUCUGUGCAUGGAUCCCCCAGCCCACCACUCAGCACGAGUGCUCACAGCCCCCCAGUGAGCCCCAGGGUGCUAAGCCCACCAACUCCAAAGAAACAAGCAUGCUCACCACCCCAACACAAGCUGACCAGUCCUCCUCCAGCCAGCCCACCUGCUCAGCAGAAGGCCUCCAGCCCCACUACCCAGGGCAGAGAAGCAAGCUCCCCCUCCUCCGUUCCUUCCACAUCCCCCCCAGUCUCACCAUCUCGGAGACAAAGAGAAACAGGAGAUUCUGAAGACAGUCCUACCGCCAUGGCCAAAGUAUCUGGAAACACACAUUCCAUAUUUUGCCCGGCCACCCCCUCACUGUUCGAAGCUAAGUCACCACUCUCACCAGCACAUCCACUGACACCACCGGCUCUGCCUCCAGAGGCUGGGGUCUCACUUGGGACAUCAGCAGGAUGCUGGAGGAGCAGCUCAGGACCACGACUGAGAGACACACAGAGAAUGGUGGCUCUGUGUGCCCUCAACCCUCAGCCUUUCGUCAGAAGGACAGCUUCGGAGCGCCGGGCGGGCAUCCGACUGCGGCUGCCCGUGUCAGGCUGCACCAGCUCAGGCCAUGAAGGCCAGCUCAGCCGGAGCAGCAGCUGUGAGGAAAGCCCCAGGAAGAGUGUGGAACCUUGGGGCACCCCCUGUGGCCCAGAACAGAAGCAGAGAGGAGCAUCUCCCCCAGAUCUCUUUGUGCUGGGUCAUGGGCUGCAGCGAGAGCCCCAGCCAGACCCACAGCCCCAGCAGGAGGAGGCGGCCUGA